CCCCAUUCACGGAGAACAUUUUCUAGGAGGGUGGUGGCGCCAGAAACGCUCCUUGCAUUUCGGGAUCGGAAAGAGCCCGCUUCUUUUCAGAUGCCGUUUGUGUUGUGAGAGCGACAAGUUGCUGUUUGUAUGGAUGCUACGAUAUCAGGAUGCUAUUCCUAUUUCUGAUCGGGACCCUUGGCACUUUUCAAAAUGUAAUGUGUUUAAAACUUAGAGAAAUUGUAGUGCCGGCUGUCGUCAUCAAAGGAGAUUCCGUGUGGCUUAACUGCACAUAUGACUUGGGGAACGAGACACUCUAUUCCAUCAAAUGGCACAAGAACAAUGUUGAGUUUUACAGAUAUCUUCCAGAAGACAGACCUCCUGGCCAGAAAUACGAUCUUAAUGGUAUUCAUCUCGAUCUUGAUCGAACUGAUCGAGGAAAUAUCUUCAUGCCCUACACAGACGUAGACUCUGAAGGUAUCUACAGAUGUGAAGUCUCUACAGAAGCACCAAAUUUCCAGACAGUCAAAGCAGAGAGAGAAAUGCGAAUAUACGUUAAUCCCAGCUCCAAACCAAUCAUAAAAGGAACAAAACCUUACUAUGCCCCAGGAGAUUUAGUAAAUGUCACGUGUGUGUCUGCUCCCUCAAGACCCGCGGCGAUUUUAAAGUGGUGGAUUAAUGGAGAAGAGGCGAGGACCAAUCGGAUGCCUUCCAUAGAAUCGCCAGAUGGACUUUUCACAUCAAUGCUUACAUUGAAAUUCAUCGCCAAACCAAGCAAUUUUUGGGAAGGAAAAAUGAAACUGCAGUGUGAAGCUAUCAUUUCUCAGGCGCAUACUCUAAGAAGCGAAGAAAUUAUCAUUUCCAACAGUGGCACAUACAUUGCCACUGGAGCUUACGAUCAGCAAAAAGAUGGUCCAAGUAUCGAUGGUGGAAAACAUGUAUAUAAUGUUGGAGACUUAGUAGACAUAAAUUGCACAGCUGCACCUUCACAACCUCCGGCAGAACUACAUUGGUACAUAAAUGACAAAGAGGUAAGGCCAGAACACUUACUUCCCAGAAAGCCGCUAGUAUUUCAAAAUGGUCUUGAAUCUCCUGUACUCGGACUCAAAUUCGAAGUAAAACAGCGACACUUUCAGAAACAUGAAAUGAGACUACGGUGUACAGCGACUUUGUCCGAAGUUAAAAGAAUGACAAGUGAGCCCCUAGAAGCUGUGUUGUCAGAACAACACAAAUCAGAUCUACAUGUAGAUCUAAACAUGAGCUCAGUUUCAAAUAAAAGUACGUGGAGUCCUUACACCAUUCAUCCACUGUGCUGCAUCAUUAUACUUCUGGUAUCCAGAACUUUCUUUUAAGAUUCCGAAAGAAAAAGUAAGGACGCCUGAAAAAACUAAACUACAAAUCCCAUCAGGAUCUUUCAGAGGAUGUUUAAUUCUAUGACCUGAAAUAAAGAAGAAAAAAUCUAUGUCUGUUCUGAUUAUCUGCUUUGAGGGAAACAAGUUCCAGUCGCUUCAGAUGAAUCAGAACCGAAAUCAAAAGAGUAAUAAAUAUAUUCAUCAAAGCAAGACUGUGAAAAAAAAACCCCAACGAAGGAAGAAUUCUUCCUUUGGGACUCGACCCUUCAAAACUCAGAAGAGCACAAUUCAAAUCUUUAUUGAAAUUACGUUUGUGCUGCCAUCUAUGAGUGGCUAAGAGAGAUAUAAAUAAAAUUCUAAAGAGGUUGUAACCUCUGAUAUUGUAAAUAUGAAUAUAUUGUUUGUUUGCUCUCUUUUCGCUCUUAAAUAAUAAAAUGUUGCUUGUGAAAUGUU
Parasteatoda tepidariorum (common house spider) is the source of this 1784-nucleotide messenger RNA. RefSeq names its product synaptogenesis protein syg-2. The record is from RefSeq and is a predicted model, not a curated record. NCBI's taxonomy places the organism in Eukaryota, Metazoa, Arthropoda, Arachnida, Araneae, Theridiidae.